Molecule: messenger RNA, 1545 nt
Organism: Trichoderma gamsii
Lineage: Eukaryota; Fungi; Ascomycota; Sordariomycetes; Hypocreales; Hypocreaceae
Exons: 1
Coding region: 1-1545 (514 amino acids)
Biological process (GO): regulation of transcription by RNA polymerase II
Molecular function (GO): DNA-binding transcription factor activity, RNA polymerase II-specific; RNA polymerase II cis-regulatory region sequence-specific DNA binding; protein dimerization activity
Source: RefSeq, a predicted model, not a curated record
AUGGCCCAGCACGGCUUCACCCAGUUUGGGUCUGGCCCCAAUAAUAGCCAUAUCGAUCCCAACGAGUUGGCCAUGUCGGGAACAUACUCCCCGUCUUUCGCCAACAAUAACUACAAUACAAACUCCAACACAAAUGGCUUCUCGAGCGGCUCUGCCGUAUUCGGCGAUGAUGAGCUGCUUGAUGGCCUCGCCUCAGACGGACAAUCUGGCCUUCACGGCCAAGGCCAAGACUUUCAUGGCUUGAGCAUGACUUACCAGAACAACUUCCAGUCACACCGCGGUUCUGGUUUACAAAUCGACGCCGCUCAAAUGAACGGCUACUCAAACACUCCAGAUGGGGACCCCAUCCAGAGCCCGUAUGCAUACGGCAACACACACUACCGCACUCUCGGCAAUCUGCAGUCACCAUUGUCCUACUCGCAGUCUCCUCUGGCUGCCGCUGACAUGGCAGACGGAACUGAUCCCAGCUACCUCAACGCCAAAGCGAGGGCCGCCCGCAUGUCGGUUCAGAUGCAGAGGAAAGCCUCCAACACUAGAACACCAAUGACUCCCAAGACCAAUAGCAUGCACGGCAUUCCCAUCGGAAGUGCACAUGAUUCUCCCGGCUUUGGCCCUCAGUCUCUUAGAGCAGACAAGUCGCCGUCGGGCCAAUGGCUCCAGACUCCUAGCGGAAGCAUUCCAGCCUCUUUCAAUUCUGGAUUUUCGUCUCCUAUGCAGCCAAACAUGGUGCAGAUUAACGAGGUGAUGAUGAAAGGCGGCACUUCUAUGCCAGCCAAGCUUGGAGUGGGACCUGGUGGCGCCAUGUCUACCCAGGAAAUGAAGAGGAAGCGUCGUCGUGAAUCCCACAACCUCGUUGAGCGUCGUCGCCGCGACAACAUCAACGAGCGCAUCCAAGAUCUCAGCAAGCUCGUCCCUGGACACAGACUGGAAGACGAAAAAGUUCGCAAACUGAUUUCCAACGGCACACCUCUCUCACCUACCCUCACCGGUGUAAACGCUACCUCUGGGCUAGCCGGACCAGGCGCUCGCAGAGCUACUGGCUCUGGCGCUGGCAAUAUCACAACUGGCCUUCCCAUCGAGGAUAAAGACAAGGGCCCUAACAAGGGCGACAUUCUCAAUGGUGCUGUCAGCUGGACUCGAGAUCUGAUGUGGAUGCUGCAUCUCAAGCUGCAGCAACAGGAAGAGCUGAUUCACACCAUCGCCGACUUGGGAGGUCAACUGCCUUUUGAACAAAGCGACGAUGAACGCCGCAUGCAGUCCGAGCUCAUGGAUGCCAUAUCCAAGAACAACCCGUCAACCUUUGAAUACUCCCGUACGUCUGGCAGUGGCCUCAGGGUGCCUCACCACACUGAUUACCACGGUGAGCCUACUACCCACGACAUGGGCGCCAAUCUUGACUCAGUAGGCAUCACCCCUGAGGGUAGUGGCAGUGGUGGCAUGCCCGGCGAUAUUGGAGACGGUGUACACUUCUGGGCGGACGAUGACCCCAAUGGGCCUAUCAACUUCAAGGAAGAAGACGAGUAUGAUAUGGAUCUCACUCAAUAG